CAAAAACAAAAACAAAAACAAAAAAACAAAUCCUAAUCCCCUCUACCCAAAGCCAAAAACAUUUUCUAUUUAACAUCCACAAACCCAUUCAAACUCUGAACUCAACAACAACACCACCACCACCAACACCUCCAAACUGAAAACACAAAAACGAAGAACAGAAAACAGAAAACACUUUCUAUUUUGUUUUGUAUGUGAAAGUAAAACCCUUUAACUUGUUUUUUGUUUAAUACUUAUGAAGAUGCAGCAGCCUUGUAGUGGAGAAAUGCAAGGAAUGAAUUCACAGUUCGAUCAUCAACAGAUCCAGCAUCAUCAAAACGCAGCGUUUGAUCCUCCGUCUCAAGAUGAUUUUCUUGAACAAAUGUUAUCGUCUAUUAAUCCUUCGUGUUCAUGGAGCUCCGAGCUGAAAUCUCCCUGGGUUGACCUUAACCCUUCUCCUUCUGCGAAACAUAACAUUAACUCCAACUCCGCGUCCGACGAAACUGCGCCGUCUAGUCACGAAAAUGUUGGCUUCCAGUUUGAUGACUCUAUGCUCUUAGCUUCCAAGUUGAGGCAGCACCAGAUCAGUGGUGGUUCUGGUGCAGUUAACGUCUCACCGGCGGCUGCCGCCGCGGCUAAGAUGAUGCUGCAGCAACAGAUGAUGAUGGGUGCCAGAGCCGGCAUGGGGAUGCCGUUAUCGCUUGGAAAUGGUGGCGAAAACGACAUCGUUGAUGCGUCGUCUUUUAAGUCUCCUACCAGUCAUCAGGGAGGAGAUGGUUCGGUGCAGGCACUGUUUAACGGGUUCGCCGGAUCUUUGCAUGGAGCGGGUCAGGGUUCAAACCAGCAGGCUCAACAUUUUCACCAUCCUCAGGCACAGAGCUACGGGGCACCAGCGCCGGUGAUGAACCAGGGUCAGGCUCAGACUCAGGUUCAGGCAAGUGGGUCAACCGGAGGGAACAACCCGGCUCAGCCGAGACAAAGGGUCAGGGCAAGGAGAGGUCAAGCCACUGAUCCUCACAGCAUAGCUGAAAGGUUACGCAGAGAAAGAAUUGCAGAGAGAAUGAAGGCUCUACAAGAACUCGUACCUAAUGCCAACAAGACGGACAAAGCUUCAAUGCUAGAUGAGAUCAUUGACUAUGUGAAAUUCCUGCAGCUGCAAGUGAAGGUUCUCAGCAUGAGCCGAUUGGGCGGUGCUGCUGCUGUUGCUCCCCUUGUUGCUGAUAUUUCCUCCGAGGGAGGUGGAGCAGGAGGUGGUGACUGUAUCCAAGCGAAUGCCAACGGGACAGGUGGCUCCCACAAUCCACGUAAUACUAACGGCAACCAAACAGCAUCAUCCAACGACAGUUUAACGGUGACGGAACACCAGGUGGCCAAGCUGAUGGAGGAGGAUAUGGGCUCCGCCAUGCAGUACUUACAAGGCAAAGGCCUCUGCCUCAUGCCCAUCUCACUCGCCACCGCAAUCUCCACAGCCACGUGUCACAACAGGAGCCCCAUGAUCAACAAUCUCGGCCCCAACAGCAAUCCCAUACUCCAAUCCAACGGUGAAGGACCCUCCUCGCCUAGCAUGUCUGUUUUAACCGUCCAAUCUGCCUCCAUGGCUAACGGCGCAGCUGACCCCUCCGUUAAAGACGCCGCCUCCGUUUCCAAGCCGUAAUAACGGCGAAAGUCGCGUUGACUCACUUUGGUUUGAGGCUGUCCCAAAGUCUACGAAAAUAAGACGAUCUUUAAUUUUUAAUGUCAACACGACGUCGUAUUUGUGUAGACUUUGUGGAAAAGUGACACAAUGCCAAGAACAAGUGUGUUUUUUUUUAAUUCAAUAAUUAAUUUCU
This is a messenger RNA of Pistacia vera, 1808 nucleotides long. Its product is annotated as transcription factor bHLH66-like. Gene Ontology annotation, cellular component: nucleus. Gene Ontology annotation, molecular function: protein dimerization activity; RNA polymerase II cis-regulatory region sequence-specific DNA binding; DNA-binding transcription factor activity, RNA polymerase II-specific. The record is from RefSeq and is a predicted model, not a curated record. Lineage: Eukaryota; Viridiplantae; Streptophyta; Magnoliopsida; Sapindales; Anacardiaceae. The transcript has 7 exons. Gene Ontology annotation, biological process: regulation of transcription by RNA polymerase II. Bases 236 to 1633 code for a protein of 465 amino acids.